AUGUUCUUUCCGCGCCAUCUUCCCUUGUGGCUGCAAACUCUCGCAGUACUUGUACUGCUGUGCGGCCAGUUUACCAUCAGGGCUGAGCCUUUGCCUGUCGGCUCGCUUGCAACGAGCAAUAUCGCAGCGAGAAGCCCAGGGCUCCGUCGAAACCUAUGUGAGGCUGGAAGCUGUGGCAGAGCGAGCAAACGUGACUACAUUGACGAGGCAGACAUUGACAAUGACGAGCACGAAGAGAAGGAGGACAGUGAUUCCUCCGAUUUGGAGCGACGACUCCUCUCCUUCACAGAUGAUGGAAAUGGAACCUUUCCGUCCGCGUCCGAACUGGACAAGCGAGGAUUGGAUAGAGUAUCGCCUUCGAGACUUGAUGACUAUAUCAAGAGAAUCACAAACAAUCGACGCGGUGACUUGAUGAUCCCGCUGAUCCCUGACGAUACUACCUCGUCAUCUGAGUUCAAAAAAUUUGGAAACGUACCAUUCAACAUCGGAACCAAGGAUCUCUGUGGAUGCACCUGUUUAUUUCUCGUCUCUGACCAAGCUGUUUAUGCUGCUCAUUACUAUGAAGAUAUUUCUUUCAACCCUCGAGGUUUCCAAAGACAAGUCAAAGACUUUCUCCGUUCUCCUCGUUCCUGGGUCAGUGGGGAGGAACAGUUAAGAUACAAAAGUCUCCAACAAGUCGAAAAAUACUUCCCAGAAGAUACGACCGAUGCAUUCAUUUUGACCCCUGCCAAGGAAAUUGGAGAAGACAGGAACGGGUUACCGGUUUAUGACACCACCAAAGCUCAAUAUAAGCAGAGGAUGGAUGGACAAGAACCUUAUAUCAGCCAACUGCAGAACAUUGUUCGUGAUAUGAUAGGUGUAAAACCUGAAGUUCAUGUUUAUGAGGCUGCGGACCAAGAGAAAGAAGGUGCAAAACUGGAUUAUACUGUCAGUGGCCGUGCACUCUUUCAAUAUGACCCUGAAGGUCCCGGUGAGGUGAGGCUGUUUUUUGAAAACAAAAAAGUAUUGCAUGGCAGUGCAGACUGCUGA
Messenger RNA from Aspergillus chevalieri, 1029 nucleotides. RefSeq lists its product as uncharacterized. Lineage: Eukaryota; Fungi; Ascomycota; Eurotiomycetes; Eurotiales; Aspergillaceae. The coding region runs from base 1 to 1029 and encodes 342 amino acids. The transcript has 2 exons. The record is from RefSeq and is a predicted model, not a curated record.